AUGCUCUUUACCAACGCCAUCGUCGUCUUUGCUCUCAGCGUCUCUGUCAACGCCUUUCCCCAGCCGUACCCAAACAAAUGUGGCGACCAAGUUUGUCCUGCUGAUAAAGCCAAGUGCUGCGAAGUCAUUAUCAAUGGGGUCGCUGAGCUUGGAUGCUUUGCUGAAUGCCCACCGAUUCAAGCCCUUCAAAAUCGCGAGGAACCAUUGGCCACCACUGCAGCCUCUCCGUCUAUUCCCUCCUUUGGACCUAAGUGCGGAGACUCUUUCUUCUGCCCUGUUGGCCAGGUCUGCUGCCCUGAUGCACUUUACCACUGUGCCGACCCUGACAAGGUCAGCGGACAGUGCCCCUGUGCAGAGUGUGAUGACAUUAUUGUCGUUGAUGUGGAAAAGGAUGGCCCUGGGUAG
Messenger RNA from Fusarium sp. VM40, 405 nucleotides. NCBI's taxonomy places the organism in Eukaryota, Fungi, Ascomycota, Sordariomycetes, Hypocreales, Nectriaceae. The record is from the annotation of a GenBank genome assembly.